Rhinocladiella mackenziei CBS 650.93 is the source of this 1113-nucleotide messenger RNA. RefSeq names its product peptidyl-prolyl cis-trans isomerase D. Gene Ontology annotation, cellular component: intracellular membrane-bounded organelle. Gene Ontology annotation, biological process: protein folding; protein peptidyl-prolyl isomerization. The record is from RefSeq and is a predicted model, not a curated record. The transcript is spliced from 5 exons. Bases 1 to 1113 code for a protein of 370 amino acids. Gene Ontology annotation, molecular function: protein binding; peptidyl-prolyl cis-trans isomerase activity. Lineage: Eukaryota; Fungi; Ascomycota; Eurotiomycetes; Chaetothyriales; Herpotrichiellaceae.
AUGGCGUCGCAAAAUGGAAGACCCCGGGUCUAUUUCGACAUUACCAUCGGCGGUCGGAAGGAGGGUCGGAUCGUCUUUGAACUUGUAGUCGUACCCAAGACCGCCGAGAACUUCCGUGCUCUGUGUACUGGUGAGAAAGGCAUGGGAAAAGCGGGAAAGCCUCUGAGCUACAAAGGUUCCAUUUUCCACCGAGUAAUCAAGUCUUUCAUGAUUCAAGGUGGUGAUUUUACCAAUUUCAACGGCACUGGAGGGGAAUCGAUCUACGGCGAGAAGUUUGAUGACGAAAACUUCGAACUGAAGCAUGACCGUCCUUUCUUGUUGUCCAUGGCCAAUUCGGGACCGGGCACCAAUGGCUCCCAGUUUUUCAUCACCACCGUACCCACUCCUCAUCUCGAUGGCAAGCACGUCGUGUUCGGCGAAGUCAUCAAUGGCAAAAACAUUGUCCGCAAAAUUGAAAACCUCCCUACUCAAUCAGACAAACCGUCCACCGGUGAUGUGAUAGUUGCCGACUGCGGACAACUUGAAGGGGAGGGCUAUAGUACCGCCACUCAAAAAGCGGCCGACGCCACCGGCGACCCUUAUGAAGAUUUCCCGGACGAUCAAGGCGAAGGGCUGAAGGGUGAGCAGUACUACCAAAUCGCGCUGGAUCUCAAGGAAUUCGGAAACAAAGCAUUCAAAGCGGGUGAUGUGGAGACAGGGAUUGAAAAGUACCAGAAAGGCCUGAGAUAUCUCAACGAGUACCCAGCGGCCAACGAAACGGACCCCAAAGACCUGCAAAACAACAUGGAUCAUCUGAGAUUCACCCUCCACAGCAAUUCCGCCCUCCUGGCCAACAAAGCCAAACGGUAUGAUGAAGCUCAGAAGUGGGCCACUUUUGGCAUUGAUGCCACCCCCAAAGAUGCAAAGGACACGGACAAGGCGAAAGCGUAUUUCCGACGAGCGCAGGCUCGAGUGGCUCUCAAAGACUUGGAAGAAGCGUUGAAAGAUUACGGACAAGCGGCCCAAUUGGCUCCGGAGGAUGCCGCAAUUAAGAAUGAAUUGGCCAAAACCAAGAAAACUCUGGCAGACAGCAUCCGCAAGGAAAAGGAAAGUUACAAGAAGUUCUUCAGUUGA